CUGCAGUCUGCGGUCUGCCGGUGCCAUUUAUGCAGAAGGACCCUACAAUACAGAAAAAUUAUACCUCAAGAUCUUCCCCAAAUCCCCCCAAUCAUCCUCUCCACCCAGAUUUCGUCUCCUCAGGGGCGGAUCCAACGUGGGACCCCGAACCCGACGGUCGCCGCCGCCUGCUCGCCGUCCGGCCGUCGGCCGCCGCUCGCCUCCCCUCCCCUCCCCUCCCCAGGCCUGCGCCUCCCGGCUCCCGCCGUCCGUCGAGCCGCCAACGCCACCUCGGGAGCGGUCGCGCUGGCCAGCGGCACCGCCUCUCCUCCUACCGCCUGCUCUCCCCUCCUCUCCGACCAGAUCCACCUAUUCUAACUCGGAGGAACUGCUACGCCGCCACUGGGCGGCCGGCCACUCCUGGUUGGAGACCGGCAAAAUGGUUUAUCACUCUAGUUUUGUUGAUGAUGAUAGCAUCACCAAAGCUUGUGGCUGUCCUUUGCUUCCACUAAAAACUCAUAUAAAGGGUCCAGCCCCCACCUCUGAGCCAGAUAAAGCGGACAUAGUUGAUGAAGCCAUAACCUUCUUUCGAGCAAAUGUUUUCUUCAAAAACUUCCAUGUGAAAAGCCCAGCAGACAAGUUACUGAUCUAUCUGACAUUUUACAUCAAUAUUGCCCUGAAAAGAUUAGAAGGCUGCAGGACGAUAGCUGUUGGGACCAAGGCCAUCAUUAAUCUGGGCCUGGAGAAAGUUCCUGUGCCUGGGGAACCAGGGUUUCCUUUCCCUGGACUUUUCACUCUUCCGGUAUCCCAGGAGGAAGCAGAACUGUUGAGGAAUUAUUUGAAGCAGAUAAGGGAGGAAACAAGUGGAAGACUGCUCAGCUGUGCAUACAGAGCUAAUGGCUUUCCAAACAAAUGGUGGUUGGCAUUUGCGAAGAGGAAGUUCAUGAACAUUGUCAUCCUUUAGACGACAUAGAUAUUUUCGGCAACAGGUUAGAGUUGUUUGUAGAAAUCCUGGUAUCUCUUAUGAUUGCUAGGCAAAUAUGCCCAUGCGUUGCUACGGACAGUUGGUUUAAUUAUCAUAUACGUAUAGUUACCCGUUGUUUAGGUUGGUUCUAAUAAUGCCUGUUUGUCCAAUGCAAGAGUCCUUGUAUUUCACUUACCUAGUCCUGUUUGGAAUAUAAAGCUGUGUUUAAGCAGAAUCGUUGUCCA
This is a messenger RNA of Panicum virgatum (switchgrass), 1188 nucleotides long. Its product is annotated as actin-related protein 2/3 complex subunit 3. The transcript has 4 exons. Gene Ontology annotation, molecular function: actin filament binding. Gene Ontology annotation, cellular component: cytoskeleton; Arp2/3 protein complex. Bases 419 to 943 code for a protein of 174 amino acids. Gene Ontology annotation, biological process: Arp2/3 complex-mediated actin nucleation; regulation of actin filament polymerization. Lineage: Eukaryota; Viridiplantae; Streptophyta; Magnoliopsida; Poales; Poaceae. The record is from RefSeq and is a predicted model, not a curated record.